AUGUCAAGCACUGAAAUGGAAGACUCCGUGUAUGUAACUAAACUCCCCGCUCCACGUGAAGUAUCACCACUCAUACGAACAGCGCGUUGGGGAUUGUUAGCUGCUGGGAUUGUUUAUGGAGCUCUACGCCUAAAAUAUCUUACUAGAAGGGAAAAGAAGAUAUCCGAACGUGACCGUGCAAUUAUAGAAAAAAGAUUGGAAGAGUACAAUGAAUUGUGUGCUCUACAGGCACAAAAAUCUCUGGAGGAGUUAUCUAAAGCAACUGGUGUACCGUUGGAUUAUUAG
This is a messenger RNA of Schistosoma curassoni, 285 nucleotides long. NCBI's taxonomy places the organism in Eukaryota, Metazoa, Platyhelminthes, Trematoda, Strigeidida, Schistosomatidae. The record is from the annotation of a GenBank genome assembly.